This is a messenger RNA of Trichomycterus rosablanca, 1031 nucleotides long. RefSeq names its product (E2-independent) E3 ubiquitin-conjugating enzyme FATS-like. The transcript has 5 exons. The record is from RefSeq and is a predicted model, not a curated record. The coding region runs from base 1 to 474 and encodes 157 amino acids. Gene Ontology annotation, molecular function: microtubule binding. NCBI's taxonomy places the organism in Eukaryota, Metazoa, Chordata, Actinopteri, Siluriformes, Trichomycteridae.
AUGAAUACUGGACUACAGGAAUGCGUUGGUUCUCCGGAUCUCAACAGCUGGACCUGCGGAUCCAAAAGCACCGAGCAGCUCGAGCACCUGAGCCUUAAAGAGGCUCUAGAGCUUUUUCGGCCAGAUUUCAUCUUCCAAUCUAAGAGACGAUUGCGCCAACUGGAACAAGUGGCCAGAGAGAGGCGGGGCUUACAAGCAGCAGACUCUUUAACAGAGUUAGAGGCCACCAAUAAGCGGCCUCUAAACUGUACCAAGCCACACCCAUUAAGUGAUAACCUUUUUAAACCCAAGGAGAGAGUGAUCUCAGGCAGGGAGAUGCAGCUCAGAUCCAGACGGAUUUACAGACGACUGCCAGAGGUGACAAAGAGAAAAGAGGAAGAAAAGAGAAGGCUGGUAUUGCAAACCAACAGAGUCAGAGCUGAAAUCUUCAAGAAGAAACUUCUGGACCAUAUUUUACAACGAAACAGCGACUAAGGAGCAUCUGUGAACCAGAUUGACAUCCUUCUGGAUCCCUCUUGCCCGUGGCAAAGAGCUUCAGUUUUAAAAGACCUUGGGAGCCCCCAGAUGAGAUCAGUACAGGCUUUUUACAUCGCACAAAAUUCAAAACACAUUUUACUGUUCUUCAGCUAAAUUCAUACAAUGGGUCCUGAAAUGAUCUUCUUCCAAGACAUCUGCAAAUGAAAUGAUGAUUACGAGCCACUUUGUCAGAGAAGAGGACUUUAUUGUGAGACAUUGCUUCAAAUAAUGCUCUGCUUUUUAUCACUGGCUCACCACUGACUGAACGUUAUACAGUAUUAUAGAGCUAAUUAUACAGUUUUCAAAAGGGACCAAUGAAGAGUGUGGCCUGUUAAAUUACUUUUUAUUAUUCCAUGUGUUCUGAAUCAUCUUAGCAUGUCAUUACAGAUAAAUGUCCAGUUAAUAUUGUCCCUAAUAAAAGACAUGUGGUCUGAUGCAUUUUUCAUUCUGAAAUUGGCUGCAAAGGCAUAGUGGGAAAGUAACACAAAAGUUACACACAUGAGUAUAUAGUACAG